Messenger RNA from Orussus abietinus, 5523 nucleotides. RefSeq lists its product as uncharacterized. Gene Ontology annotation, biological process: regulation of DNA-templated transcription. Gene Ontology annotation, cellular component: nucleus. The record is from RefSeq and is a predicted model, not a curated record. Lineage: Eukaryota; Metazoa; Arthropoda; Insecta; Hymenoptera; Orussidae. The transcript is spliced from 5 exons. The coding region runs from base 1 to 4929 and encodes 1642 amino acids.
AUGCAGCAGGCGAGCCUAGGCGAGCCCGAGCCCGGCCAGGCCCGGGAGUUCCUCGUCAAGAGCGAAGCUCCCGAUGCCGGCGACGCGACCUGCUCCUCCGUCGUUAACGCCCCCGACGCGAUCGACGCCAAGGUCAGGGUCAAGCAGGAGGGCCCCGAGGAGGACGCCGCGGUCGAGCCCAAGCCGGGCGCCGAGGACUUCGGCAGGGUCGACUUCCGGGGCUGCGACCGGGAGUCCCUCUGCCUCCAGUACCCGAAGAUCCACCCCCGCCAGCCCUUCGGGCCCUUCUCGCCCUUCUACGGACCCCCGCCGGUCCAUCGGCACGCCGCCGCCUUCCGGCCCUCCCCCGACCGGAAGCUCGACCAGGACCUCGACCGCUCUCAGGGCUUCCGCCACGCGGACGGGUACUCCCAGCGCCAGGACGUCUUUCGACGCGGGGACUCGGCCAAAUGCGUCCCCUCCUAUCCUGGCGUUCCUUAUCAGGGAUUCGUCCCUCCCGUCCAGCGGCCCUACGGCAGCCACCGGAACGAGCCCCACUACGGGGGCCACUACUCCAGGCAGCGCAAGUGGAGGUCCUCCGCCCUCGGGGGACUGCACUCCCCCGCUCCGUGGCCCACGUGGUUCCUUCGGCCUGACUUCCCCCUGGGAUCGCCGCUCAUAGGACAGCACGCCAGCUCGGCGGGACCGCCGAAUUCGUCUACGCUAUCCUUGAGGAACCACUCGGACCUGCCGAAGAGUCUGGACCCUCCGCUGGACAGCAGCAAGAUCCACGGCCAGACCCCGACGAUCUGCACGUCCAUCCGAUGCACGGCCAACGGAUGCUCCUGCGACUCCUUCACCCCCGGGAAGCGACACCUGCGGUACUGUGGAAAGUGCCACCACGGCUGGGUACAUCACGCGCUCGCGCGACUGUCAAGCCUCCGGACCGGCAGUGGGGAUGUCGCGAGCUCCGGCACCGGCCCCCGGCCCGGUGGAAGGGAGGACAAAAGCGCCGGAGGGAGGGCAGCCCCGACGCCUGGUGGGGAGGCGGCCGAUGUCGCGGAGAAGGAGGAGAGGCCACCGGCUUCAGAAAGUGUCGAGCCGACGGCCGCGUUUGACAUCGCAUCUCUCGUCCUCUACGGCUCGCGCGCUCUCCCGAUCCGCCUUAAGAUCUUGCUCGAUCUCUUGUUCAACCAAUUGCCCCACGCGCAAGUGACCAGGCUGCUGGCCGCCUUCGGCUGGACCCACGAGGAUUACACUAGAGGAUACAUACUGCAGGACUCGCAGAACGGCCCGGUGCUGGACCGAUGGAGCAUCUGCUCGGCUGAGGAGGAGCCGCUGGUCCUGCAGCAGUUCCUCAGAUUCGCCGAGACGCGUCCCUUCGUGCAGCAGCUGCUGCUGGCCGCCGGAACGCCGGGUCCGGAUGCUAUGUCACCCAGCAGACGACCCUCGCCGCCGACGAUGCCUCUAGCGCACUUGCCGCCGCCUCUGCACCUGCUGCACUGCGGCCUGCCGCCGCCGGGGUCGCGGCUGCCGCACCCGCUGCCGCCGCCGCCCCCGCCGACGUCGGGUGCGCACCCUUCGAUGUCGCCGGGGGGACAGAAACACUACUCGCCGUCCCCGGGCAACCCGGGGUCGAUAGCGACGAGCGCGGCGGGGUCGCCUCCGGGGGGCCUGGAGCCGGGGGGCGGGCACCUGGCGGUGUCGCCCCUGAACCGGCUGCAGAGUAUGCAGCCCUUCGACUUCCGCAAGCUGGGGACCAUGGGGCUGCCCGCGUUUCCGCCCCUGCCGCCCCCGCCACCCCCGGCGUCGGACUCGCGGAAGCCCCUGCGCCUGCCUCAGAGUCCGCACAGCCCCCCGCCCCACCAGCACGCGUCCGGGGGGCAGCUGAGGCCGCCACCCUUGCCAGUGGCUCCCGUGUCGUCCUCGGGCCUCUCCUUCGGCCACCCCCUGGCCGUGGCCGUCUCCUCGGGCGCCCUGCCCCCCAGCUUCCCCGCGCACUUCCCAGCCCCCUCCAUGAGCGGCAAGCCCGCGACCGACCCCCACAGCGGCGGCGAGCGCGGCAGCGACUUCGGCUCCGAGGAGGACGAGGACGACGAGGAGAACUCGGGGAGUGCGCUCAACCUCAGCAGGAGGGACGCCGCGAAGCACGGCGAGCACCGCCACGCCAGAAUGCCCCUGCAGGCCGCGCCCCUGGGCAGGCCGCCCGGCGUGCCGGGGCGAAAGCCCCACUCGCCCGGAAAGCGCCACCAGUGGGGCGCCUCGCCCAACAUGCCGCCCAACCUUGGCACGCCCUUCAUCAACCCCGCCACCGGGAAGAAGCGCGUCCAGUGCAACGUCUGCCUCAAGACCUUCUGCGACAAGGGCGCCCUUAAGAUCCACUUCAGCGCGGUUCACCUGCGGGAGAUGCACCAGUGCACCGUCAAGGGGUGCAGCAUGAUGUUCAGCUCGCGGCGGUCGCGCAACCGGCACAGCGCGAACCCUAACCCGAAGCUGCAUUCGCCGCACCUGCGGAGGAAGAUCUCGCCGCACGAUGGCCGCUCGUCGAUGGCGCACGCGCUGGUGCUGCAGCCCCCGGUGGGACUUCCGGUCCCGGCCACGGGCCUGAAUCCGCUGUCCUUCGGCUCGUUCCCCCUGCUCACGCCGCCGCCUGACCUUCGGUCGCCGGCCUCCCUCUGCGCCCUAGACUUUAAGCACCUCGACCUCUCCUCCCAGAACGCCACCCGGGCCUACGAGGAGGGCCUGCAGCAGCGGGGCCCGGGGGGCGCGUCCUCGGCCGCGAACUGCGCCUCCACCACCGCGAGCACCACCACCACGGCCGCGUCCGGCUCGACCUCCGCCAGGGGCGGGACCUCCCCGCUCGGGCCCUCGGUCGGCCACGACCCCGACGACGACGAGGACGACGACGAGGACGGCGGGAUAGUGGUCGUCGCCGAGGAUGAGGUCCUCCCGUCCGGGAGGCUGUCGCACCGCGAAGACGACGACCAGCCCGCGGACUUCAGUCUGGCCAAGAGGCCGAAGCUGUACCUGGGGGACGCCCCCGACGAGGACCUGGCCAGCAUCGGCGACAGCAACGAGGACAACGACUCCGUCGGCGCGGUCGACCACCACGUGGCCUCGGUCCACCCCCACUCGAUGCACUCGUCCCUCCACAGCCGCGGCGUUCGAAAGCGGAAGUCGCAGCACCCCACCAGGUGCACCGUGCCCGUCGAGGCGCACUCGUCGUCGACGGACGGCGACUCGUCGAACGACGCCGUCUUCCAGGACCAGCCGGAAGACAUGUCGAUGUCGAGGCUGGAGGCGGAGGACCGGAAGACCUCGUCGCCGGCCUCCGGCCACGCCGGGGCCGCGUUCAACGAAGAGUCCGGCUCCAGGUCGCCGGCCACGGCCACGGGGGCGACGACGGUGCCCGCCGCGGGGAGCCGCGAGGAGGACUUCGCCGAGGGUGGCCCCGAGGGGCGCGGAGGGGGACCCGCGAACGACGGCAACGACAGGCGCGACCCGGGCGAGAUGCCCCAAAUGGAGCCCAGGGACUUGAGCUCGCGAGCGAGGAGCGGCCGGUCCCCGAAGAGACAAACGACCCCGGAGCCGAGGGCUGCGACCUCCCCGGCGACGUCCCCCGAGGACGCGAUCGCGAGCGGUGCCCCGUCGACCGGGAGCUCGUCCGAGAAGGGGGCCGGGGACGCGGAGGUUCCUCGGGAGGGGAAAGCCGAGGCCUCGGAGGCCUCGAACGAUAAGACCAAGAGUCACUCGGCGCGCGACGAGGAGGAGGAGGACGAGGGGGACGACGAGGACGAGGCGAUGGAGGAGGGCGAGGAGGUCGACGACGACGAGGAGACGGAGGAUUCGCUUCGCAACCAAGAAGGUGAGCGCCCCGAUGACCCCUCCCGUGCCCCGAGCUCCGCCGACAGCCGGAUUAGCGAGGACCUCUCCCUCGACUCGUCAAAUGCUUUGCGCCAACUAGAGUCCUUGUCGCAGGGUCGCAUGCCGUUCGGAACGCGGGAGGCUUCGAGGUCUGGCCGCACCUCUAUCAGCCCCAGCCUCAUGAUGGACACCACGGACAACUGCUCUCGUGGCUCUCGCUCAUCCAGCGCCUCGCCCUCCACAGCGGCCAUGGAUACGGACAGUAGCCUGAUCACCUACGCCCGGUACGAGAACGGCGUGGGCUUCGUCAGCACCCAGGAGGUGCCCCUGGACCGGGACAACCCCCGGCGGUGCACCGCCUGCGGCAAGGUCUUCCAGAACCACUUCGGCGUCAAGACCCACUACCAGAACGUCCACCUCAAGCUGAUGCACCGCUGCAGCGUCGACGGUUGUAACGCGGCCUUCCCCUCGAAGAGGUCCCGGGACCGGCACUCGGCCAACCUCAACCUGCACCGCAAGCUCCUGUCGACCUCGUCCAGCCCGCCCCCCGCCGGCCACUCGGCCCCCGCGCCCCCCAGCCUCUCGCCGCAUCUGGACGACGCGGUCGGGCCCCUGCUGCACAACGAGUUCCUGGCUAGGCUCUACGCCGACGCCGGCAUCGGCGCCCUCGGCGCCUACCCUCUGGCCCCCUCCUUGCCCUCCGGGGUCGACCUGGCCGCCCGGAUCCCCCCGCCGCACCCGCUCCUCUUGCCCCCUCACCUGGGCGCCACCUUCCCCGGCCUCUCCUCCUUCGCAAGCCACCUGGCGGGCCUCAACGGCUUCGCCCACCGCCACCUGGACCACCUCGGGCGCCUCAACAGGCUCUCCCAGGAGCAGGGCCCCCGGGGGUCCUCGGCCCCCGACUCACCACCCCUGCUGCCGCCCGUCUCCGCCGCCCCCGGUCUCGAGGACAGAAGCGACGAGGCCAGGUGCACCAUCCCCGGCUGCGACAGGGUCUUUGGGUCGCGCGCCGUCAGGGACGCCCACACCCGCGACCCCCAGGCUCACCGCGACCUCGACGGCGCCUCCACCGGCAGCGGCUCGUGACCGCUCUACAACUUCCGACCCGUCUACCCGCGGCGCCAGCGUCGGGACGCGUGAUGCCGAGGGCUCCUCCGGAGGUCUCGGUCGGCCCAGGGUCCCCGCCCUUGAACACCUAGGGGGACCGAGUCGUCCUGACGACCGCAGCGUGCAAGAACCGUGUGCAAUACCAAAUAUAGAGUCGACCGUGACUCGCGAACUCAACGAAGCCGUCUCUCACGGGAGUAUCCACGGCAUCUCCUUGGAGCCGACCCCCCGGGGACCGUCUUCCGUCCUCUCCCCGUCUAAUCUCGCAAGUGAGGAGGGAAGACCUUAGGCCGAGAAGGACGAUGGGACGAGGCGGUCCGUCGAAGGAGCCUGUCCGUUUCGGCGAUCCCGAUGAAGGGGUCUCCGAUAAUCUUAUCAUUGUUGUGAUAACGCACGUUAGUUAAACACGUCACUAUUUAAUCACUAACCCCCCCCCCAUUUAGCGACUGUAAAUAUUACGAGUAUAUUCGAUGUAUCUCGCGUAACGAUCGUUGACCACGAGGCGCGAGGCGCCCUGAUCAAGAGGCAAACGUGUAUCGGAUAUGUCUUUGCCCCCCGCGUCCUGGAGGCUGG